GAAGUUUUUGUUUAGCCUUCUAUUCAGUUCUAAGUUACUUCUUAGAGGUAGAGCAGAGUCAGCAACAAAGAGAAGAUCUUCAGUCUAGCCAUAAUGGCUACCAGGUUGUUCACUUCACAUGGCAGAGUGACAGCCUACCUUCCUAACUUCAGAGCUGCUGUCCAACAUUUCCGAAACUUUUCUUCAUAUGACAAAUUACCAAACAUUGAAAUUGAAGAUAUUGAACCAGAAAAACACACAAAGAAUCUAGGAGUGUUUGGUCCUGGAGAUAAAAGAUUCCCCCUGCCAGGGAAGAUUGGGGUAAAUGUUAGUAAGGCCAAAGUCCGCCCCUCCCCUCUCAGCCCCAGCAGUUGUCCACAGGAACUCUUAAAAAAUCACCUCCCUGAGGAGAGACAUUCUGAAGUUAUUGAACAGAUAAUCAGCCAAAUGGAGGAGUAUGAUGAGGAAUUUCUGAGUGAAUCUGAUAAUAGCCCUAUGGAGAUGCUGGAAUGUGUCGCUCAGCCUUGUCCUCAGAUCCUCAGGCGGGAUAUACAGGAGCUAUUCCCAAGCCGAAACCUUUCCAAAGACACCCUUACAGUGAUUACGAUUAGCCACAGGACGUCACAUGACAUGAGUGGGUGGAGCGAGGAGGUGGAGGAGGAGAGAGAAUUGUUGUUAGCUGCCUUCAUAAAAGGAGCUAGUGACAUUUGUGAGGCAUUAACGAAUUGUGGAUUCUGGGCAGAUUUUAUUGAUCCUUCUUGUGGGAAGCCAUAUCUAAGUGACCAUACAAACUCCACAUUCUUUGAAACGGAUGAAAGGUACAGAAAGUUGGGCUUUGAGAUAGAAGACCUCGGGUGCUGUAAGGUUAUUGCUCAUCAUCUGUGGGGGACACAUGCCUACGUGGGUAGUCUGUUUACGACUGCACCCACAGAUCACCCUCUCAUUGCAUGCAUGAUACAGAUUAAAGCCCAGUCAGUCAAAUCAAAAAAGGGAGGUAAUUCAACAUGUAAGGAAGACAACCAAUCUCAGCACUGUCAAACAGUGGAGCAGGAGAACUAGUGACCUUUGAACUUAUUAUUAAUUGUAUUGUUGUGUUAAUUACUCCAGGGAAAAGGAAUGUGAAUGCUAAGCCACAUUAUUGCUUUCUGUUUUAAAAGAAGUGCUUGCUUCAGCAUUUUUUCCCUUUAUUAAAAACAAAUAAAACAUC
Molecule: messenger RNA, 1186 nt
Organism: Saccostrea echinata
Lineage: Eukaryota; Metazoa; Mollusca; Bivalvia; Ostreida; Ostreidae
Product: cobalamin trafficking protein CblD-like
Exons: 8
Coding region: 94-1038 (314 amino acids)
Biological process (GO): cobalamin metabolic process
Cellular component (GO): mitochondrion
Source: RefSeq, a predicted model, not a curated record